This is a messenger RNA of Chenopodium quinoa (quinoa), 1413 nucleotides long. RefSeq names its product auxin-responsive protein IAA27-like. The transcript has 5 exons. Lineage: Eukaryota; Viridiplantae; Streptophyta; Magnoliopsida; Caryophyllales; Amaranthaceae. Gene Ontology annotation, biological process: regulation of DNA-templated transcription. Gene Ontology annotation, molecular function: protein binding. Gene Ontology annotation, cellular component: nucleus. The coding region runs from base 229 to 1128 and encodes 299 amino acids. The record is from RefSeq and is a predicted model, not a curated record.
AUCAUUAAAAUAAAAAAGAAACUUUGGAGGAGGGGGCAAAGAGCUACAGAAAGGGCCAAGGAAGGUUCUUUUCUGCAUCAAAUCCAUUUCUUUAAUAAGUGCAUAUCUUUGUUCUCUCUGCUCUCUUUCCUUCUUCUUCAUCUACAUUUUCCACUUAAUUCAAGGUUAUAUCUCAAUUACUCACUGUAUUUUUCUCUGUAAUACUUCAAGUGGGGUGUUUAAAGUUUAAUGUCUAGGCAAUUUAAGCAUGGUUACAUAGGGUUUUCAGAGGUUUCUUCAAUGGAAAACUCUGUAAAUUCACCCAAAUUUUCUCUGAAAACUGAGUUAAGUCUUGGAUUACCAGGUUCUGAGUCACCUGAAAGGAAACCUGGGGUUACUAUUUUUGGUAAGGAUUUUGAAGGAAAAACCCAAAAUGGGUCAAUUAAAGCUUCUUCUUCUGGGGCUAAAAGGGGUUUUUCAGAUGCAAUUGAUGGUUGUGAGAAAUGGGUUUUUACUAUAAAUGGAAAUUCUGAUUCUAAUUUGAGUAAAGAUGGAGGGCAAAAUGGUAAUAAUUUUACUUCUGUGGAGAACAACAAUAUCCCUUCUUCUCCUAAACCUGUUCAGGAUAAGCAGCCUCAACUUUCUGCUGCUAAUGAUCAAAAUUCUGCUCCUGCUUCCAAGACACAGGUUGUGGGAUGGCCACCAAUUCGAUCUUUCCGAAAGAAUACCCUGGCAUCUACUUCUGCGAAGAACAAUGGGCAGGCGGAGGAGAAAUCAGGAGCUGCAUGCCUCUAUGUCAAGGUUAGCAUGGAUGGUGCUCCAUAUUUGAGGAAGGUGGACCUCCAAACCUAUAGAAACUAUAUGGAUCUCUCUUCUGCUUUAGAGAAGAUGUUCAGCUGCUUUAUAACUGGUCAGUAUGGCUCCAAUGGGCAUGUAAAACAGGAUGGAUUGGGCGAGAGGCAAUCAACAGAUCUUCAAAAUGCUGAAUAUGUGCUGACAUACGAAGACAAGGAUGGUGAUUGGAUGUUAGUUGGUGAUGUGCCCUGGAGGAUGUUCACCGAGAACUGCAGGAAGCUUCGGAUCAUGAAAGGGUCAGAAGCUAUUGGACUAGCUCCAAAUGCAACUGAGAAGUGCAAAACUGAAGCCUGAGAACAGAUGCAGGCAGCAUCAGAGCAAGUAAGGAGGCAUCUAGUGGAACACCAGGAGCCUUCAAGAGGUUUUGAAAUUUAGGGAGUGUUUACGAGUUUAUUAGAUUUAAUGGUUGUGAAAAAAAAAGUUAUUAUGUACUAGAUAAAUAUACAUUAUUGUAGACAUUUCAAGCUUUUAUAUUAACCUCCUGAGUUUGGGUGUGCAUAGAUAGAUCCCUUUUUUUAUGAAACAUUUUGAGUUCAAGAGGCAUGAAAUUUGGAUUUAUAAAGUUCCACAUUCAAUUGA